ACCCCGAACAAUGUGACCGUUGUUUGUCAUAGCAACCGCCAUUUAGCGGUAUUUGCCGCCUAGAGGGUCGCGUCGCGUCGCGUCAGAUCAGCCGCUUGCUGCGGAGUCUCAGACGCUCAUGUGACGCGCCGCCUGCGGAAGUCUCUCACAGGCGUUUUCUGAGCAUUUGAGCGGAUCGGAGCGUCUGAGAAACACACGGCCGUCCGGAGAAAACAACCGGAGCUCCGCCGCAGACGCGCGAGCCUGCCGUUCAUCUCCAUGCCGUUUUAACGAAGGAACGGAGCGCGGCGGCGGUAUUAUCAGCAAAUCUCAUAGACGUCCUGUUCCAGCGAUGAUUCCCUGACCUGGUCUCAUGGAGAAGAAGUCCUGCAGUGUGUUCCUGCAGCCCGGCGCUCCGGUCAUGUCCUUCAUCCCUCCGGAGAGCUCCCAGCCCGUCUCCGAUUGGCUGAGCGGCCUCCGGCUCGACCAGUACUGCCCCGCCUUCCACGAGGCGGGGCUGGGAACGCUGUGGGACUGUCAGGAUAUAAGCUCCGCCCAGCUGCAGCGGAUGGGCGUGGCUCUGCCGGGCCACAGGAAGCGCAUCCUCGGCAGCCUGCGCAAGCUCCUCCCCUCGGCGACGGGGACGGAGGAGGAUGAGGAGCGGGAGGAGGACAGGCCCGUGGCCCGAGAGAGGACCAAAUUCAGAGCGGGGGACGAAACGCAGCCGGCCGGAAACGGCGGCGGAGGUAAGCGCCCGCCCCCCGUCCCGCCUCGGGUCACGCAUCGACCCCCAGUGCCCUUCACGCCCGGAUCGGUAACCAUGGCGACCGCCCCGGAGCCCAUCGGCAUCCGCGAACUAAAGGAAACGCCCACAUGCGCCGAUCCAACCAAGCCCAUCCCGACUCCCAGGCCACGCCCAGAACACCUGGCUGUUAAAGGGCCGGCGCAGCAGCUCCAGGCGAGCGAGAGGAAGCCGUCUCCCGUGUCUCCCUCUUCCUCCUCCUCCUCCUCCUCCUCCUCCUCCUCAUCAGCGGAGCGCUUCCAUCUGUAUGAACAGUGUUCGUCUCCAGCUCAGGGAGAAGCGGGCGUUCCUCCUCUUCCUCCUAAGAGCUACGCCGUCUCUAAGGAGCUCAGAGAUGGCCCGUACAGACCCCCGGUUCCACCUCCUCGCGUCUCCGCCUUCUCCAGGACUACGAGUCCCAGAAGCACGCCAUCCGGAAGCCCGCCCACAUUCAGCGCUCCUGCAGAUGAGCCGGCAGACACGGAGCGAGUCCCAGAAGUCCCUCCUCGGAUCAUCAGACCUCCGAACGAGAGCCAGAGGACAGACGUCCCGCCGGGCCGAGGCCAGUUCGAGUCGGAUGAAAGUUCAGAUGACUAUGACGAGUGCGAGCCCAGCAGAGACACUAAACUCAUAGACAUGGCCAGCAAGAUGUCCUUGAUGGUUCCCAAGGCGACGAAACCCCGUUACAGCAGCAUAUGCAGCGAUGACGAGCUCCUGGACGAUGACACCAGCUGUUACGAGUCGGUGUCCGUCAAACGGGGUUCAUGGACCGAAGACUUCGGUUCGAUCUCCGGUUCUCAGAACAGCAUCUACCUGCCAAUCUCAGGCCACGUCAAUGCCCCGCCCCCUCGGGAUGACCCCGCCUCCACCAGCGUCACUGUUAUUAAGAUGGGCUGGCUAGACAAGAACCCUCCUCAGGGGUCUCUGAUCUACCAGCGUCGCUGGGUCAAGUUGGAUGCUGAAUACCUGAGAUACUUCGACACUGAGAAGGAUGUGUACUCGAAGAGGAUCAUACCUACAAUGUCCAUCACUGGUGUGGUCAACGUGGGAGAGCAGAAGUUUGAAGUGGUGACGCACAAUCGCACUUUCCUGUUCCGGGCUGAGAGCGACUCGGAGCGGAGCGAGUGGGUGGGGGUGCUGAGGAGCUGCGUCGGGGCGUCUCGUGCACGCACCAGUCUGGAUAUGACCUUUAACCCCUGCGUGAGCUACGAGAUGAAGGGUUACCUGGAGCUGCGCGGCCUGCGCUCUAAACUCUACACGGUGGUGUGUGCAGAUAAAGUCUUCCUCUACAAAAACACAGAGGAUUAUCGUCUGGGAAUCGGUAUCACCUCUAUUGAUAUGAAUGUUGGUAAUGUGAAGGAAGUGGAUCGGAGAGCAUUUGAUCUGACCACACCAUACCGAAUAUUCAGUUUUGUAGCAGAUACGGACCAGCUGAAGGAUCAGUGGGUGGAGGCCAUGCGGAACUCCAUCGCAGAGGCCUUGUCCAAUUACGAAGUGGCUGAGCGCAUAUGGUCGGAGCCGUCCAAUCAGAUGUGUGCUGACUGCAGCGCUGGCAAACCAGAGUGGGCCGCCAUCAACCUGGCCGUGGUGUUCUGCAAGAGAUGCGCAGGAGAGCACCGCGGCCUCGGCCCCAGCAUAUCUAAAGUACGCAGUCUCAAGAUGGACAAGAAGGUGUGGACCGAAGAUCUCAUCCAGCUCUUCCUGGCUCUCGGAAACGAGCGAGCCAAUCAGUUUUGGGCGGCGAACGUCCCUCCCAGCGAGGCCUUGACCCUGAACAGCAGCAGCGAGGAGCGCCGCCGCUUCAUCAUCGCCAAGUACCGCGAGGGAAAAUACCGCCGAUAUCACCCGCUGUUCGGGAACCAGAGAGAACUCAAUAACGCGCUGUGUAUUAACGUCCAGUCGAGUGAUGUGUGUGAGACGCUGGCGCUGGUGUUCUGUGGAGCAGAUGUGAGCUGUGACACCGGAGACCCUGAGCUGUCUUCUCCGAUCGCUCUGGCCCAGCACCACAGACAGAACCUGCAGCUGGAGUUCCUCACACAGAACCGGAACACAGAAAUCCCGAGGUCAGAGGUGAAGGUCACCAUAGACAGGGUGCACUACAUGGCCCCGCCCUCCGUCACGCAUAAUGGGUUUCUGUUUAAGACCGCCUCCAUGGCCAGACCAAUCACAGAGAAGAAGGGAAAAGAAGAGUUCAGUCGGCGCUGGUGUGUGCUGAAUGACGGGAACUUUAGCUACUAUGAAAGUGACAAAAACGCUACACCGAACGGAGGACUGAAGAUGAAGGAGAUCGUCUGUCUGGCUGUCAACCCUCCCGAGACUCAUGGAUACGAUCACACGUUUGAGCUGUACUCGGACGCCGAGCGCUUGUAUCUGUUCGGCACCGAUAACCCCGAGACCAUGCGCGAGUGGGUCAAAUCCAUCGCAAAGUCGUUCAUUCCCGCUGGUGCAGAGGAUCUGUUACUGAAGGACUUCGAGCGCAUCGGCCGGCUGCGUUACAAAGACAGACUAAACCGGGAGAUGUCUAGACUGGGCUGGUUCUGUCUGGUGGGGUCCAGCCUGCAUAUCCGGCUGGAGGAGCACAUCGCAGACGAGACCAUCGACCUGCAGAAGCUCCUGGAGCUCUCGAUCCAGCCGGAGAACGAGGUUCUGGUUCUGGUGGAGCGGGGCAGGACGCUGUACAUCGAGGGCGAGAGGAAGCUGGACUUCCAGGGCUGGGCGGCAGCUAUCCAGAGGGCUGCUGGGAGUUCUGGAGACACACUGAGUCAGCAGCAGCUGACGGAGGCAGAUCCCGUGAUCGUGGAGCGCUGCAUUCAUUUCACCACGCAAUACGGUCUGACCUCGGAGGGAAUCUACCGUAAGAGCGGUGUGAACAGUAAGAUCGCCGCCCUGCUGGAGGAGUUCAGACGAGACGCCCGAUGUGUUUGGCUGAAAGAAGGUGAACAUCAAGUGGACGACGUCUCCAGCGUUCUCAAGCGCUUCUUCAGAGACAUCGAGGAGGGACUGUUUGGUCAGGAGGCGCACAGCUGGCUCAGCGCUACAGCUACUUCAGAUGAGAGCAGUCGGAUCGGUCAGUAUCAUCUUCUGCUCAGUAACCUUCCCCGAGUCAACCAGGCCACACUACGAGCGCUAGUUAAUCAUUUAUACUGCGUCCAGCGGUUUGCAGAUCUCAAUCAGAUGAAUCUUCACAACCUGGCCAUCGUGUUCGGACCGACUCUGUUCCAGGCGGACGGGAAGGACAACAGUGCUGGGCGGGUCAUCGAGGAUCUCAUCCAACACUACGUCGCUAUAUUCAAAGUAAAUGAGCAGCAGCUGAAGAAGCAGUUAGAUGAGAUCACAUACAUCAUAAAGCUCAGAGACAACCUCACUCCUAAACCAGGAACAGGCAGUGGUGAUUUUAUCUGUACAGUUUACCUGGAGGAGAAGAAGGAAACAGCCGAACAGCAUGUGAAGAUUCCUGCCACGAUGACAGCCGCUGAACUGACCUUUGAGAUUCUGGACAGACGGAAAAUCGGCGUUAAAGAGAAAGACUACUGGUGCUGCUUCGAGGUGAACGAGAAGGAAGAAAUGGAGCGGCCGCUGCACUAUCAGGAGAAGGUUCUGCCCAUCUUUCAGUCCCUGGGCACCGACAGUCACCUGCUGGUCAAGAAGCACUUCUCCAUGGAGGCCAUGCUGGUUUAUCUGGCCAGUAAAGUGGAGGUGUCCAAACACGGUAUGAUGAAGUUCAGAGAGGAGAGGAGUCUGCUGGGAUUGAGCACCGGGAGCUUCAAUGACCGAUACUUCAUCCUGACCAGCACCUCGCUCAGACUCUAUAAAGAAGUCCGGAAUCUGCAAAAGCUGCAAAGCCCAGAGCUGCAGUGUAGUAACCGUCCAGAGAGAGAGUGGCCCGUCAAGUGUCUAAAAGUCUAUCAAGGCAUUAAAAAGAAGCUGCGUCCACCAACAUGCUGGGGACUCACAGUCGUCUAUGAAAGUGAGAAACAGGAAAAGCAGGAGAGACAGCAGUGGUAUCUCUGCUGUGACACACAGAAUGAAAUGAGGGAAUGGUUCGUUACCUUCAUGAGCAUACAGAACGGAGGUCGUGUUUGGCCAGCGGAGUGGUCUAAAUCUCGCUCGGCGAGUCGUUCUGCGCCGCUGGACGCUCGCUUCCGUAACGUGUCUCUGAUUCCUCUGCGCGGCAGCGAGAACGAGAUGAGGAAUAGUGUGGCUGCUUUCACUGCCGAUCCUCUCGCCCUCUUCAGAAAUGUUUGACUGAGUGAAAUGUUGUUCAGGAACUGCAGGUGUGUUCGGCUCACAAUCACAUCAGGAUCAGGUCCGGAUCAGUCCAGAUCAGACCGGAUCUUCUCACGCACUUUGACCUUCUGAGAGGUGACACUGCUCUGAUCCGUCACUCUUUCAGACUGUUACUGGACUCGGUCUCGUGGAUCGUUGUGAUGUCGAAGGCGGGGAUGGAUCUGUGUUUUAACAUGCGUUCAGAAGCUGUCGCUCGUGGGCCGUUUAGUGUUCAUCAUCUAACCCGCUGAAACACUCGAGGCGUCCGGUCAGACCGAAUGGACUCAAGUCUGACACACACACGUGUUUUUACUGUUUAACCUUCACACCCUCAGACUUUAUAACUUAUUUCAGUCUGUUUUCAUGUCAAUCAAACAGAAUCACAUCAAGAGUUUUAAAGGUUAAAGGUCAUGGAUGGGUCCAUAGAGAGAGAGAGUGUGUGUGUGUGUGUGUGUGUGUGUGUGAGAGAGAGACAGAUUAAAGGUG
This is a messenger RNA of Puntigrus tetrazona (Sumatra barb), 5512 nucleotides long. It is a transcript of the gene arap1, whose product is annotated as arf-GAP with Rho-GAP domain, ANK repeat and PH domain-containing protein 1. Lineage: Eukaryota; Metazoa; Chordata; Actinopteri; Cypriniformes; Cyprinidae. Gene Ontology annotation, biological process: positive regulation of GTPase activity; signal transduction. Gene Ontology annotation, molecular function: protein binding; phosphatidylinositol-3,4,5-trisphosphate binding; GTPase activator activity. The record is from RefSeq and is a predicted model, not a curated record.